This is a messenger RNA of Caenorhabditis bovis, 2280 nucleotides long. The record is from the annotation of a GenBank genome assembly. NCBI's taxonomy places the organism in Eukaryota, Metazoa, Nematoda, Chromadorea, Rhabditida, Rhabditidae.
AUGCACUCUGAUUUUAUCAAAGAAGUGGAAAAACAUCAAAAAGCCAUGGAAAAUAUUCGAGAUGUUCAAUUAGCGCUGUAUGGAAAACCGUCAACGUUUUUAACUGAUGCAGAGUCUCAAAUAAGACGUCUUCGAGCUCAUUCUUGCUUGCUUUAUGAAGGGUGCAUUAUUGGUGUCUGUAAGCACGCAGAAUACAAACGCGUUAUUGAUCAGUAUCGCGAUGUUAUUAAUCAUGUUCUACGUGCCCAUGAAGAAGCCAUGUCACUAAGCGAUGGUCAACUCGACAAAAAAAUAAUGAAGCAGGUCAUCAAAACAGAAGUUAUUCAAGAAGGAAAAGACCCUCGUUAUUCCGAUUUCGCAGUCAUCGACUUUAGCAAGUGUUUCACGAACAAAAAGAAAUGCACUCUCAAAAUGAUAAACGAAAUAGAAAACAAUAAAACUAAAGGAUCUGGAACCCAGAAAAAUACUGCUAUUGAGGAUAUCGUCAACAAACCAACAAAUGUUGAAUACGCAGAAUUGGAAUAUAAAUCGGCAACUUCGUUCCAGAAAGCCAUGACCAUGAUUAAACAGUCUUUCAAAAAAGUUGGAAGAAGAAUGUCGGCGGUGAUAGAAAAUGAGCCAAAACCAGAAGUUGAGUAUAUCAAGAUAGAUUUUGAAGCCGGCAAUGAUUCUGAACUGAUUGAUGAUAAGGCAUCGGGAACAACUAUUUAUUCAGUUGAAUCUGAAAUACGCAAAGAAAUAUGUCAAAAGCCGUGUAGUUACGAGGACUACGCAGAGAUUGAUUACACUGCUUGUUCAAACAAAACAGAUGUGAAAGAUUCAUGCUCUAUGGAAGAAGCAAUUGAAGUCAAUGAAGUAGGCAAUAAAAAAGGAAUUGCUCCAACCGAAAUAUUUAUUGGCCGCUUCAAAGUGGAAAUGAUUGCCCAGAAUACCAGAAAGGAUGUAUAUUACGUGAAUGUGUCGAACAUAGAAACUGGUCAGCAUAUGCUAUCAUCUUACCGCAUGUUCAUGGAUUUUUAUCGUGAGAUUAGCAAAUAUGAAGAAGCCAUGGAAAAUAUUCGAGAUAUUGAAACGUUCUUGUUUGGAGAUACUAGUUCAACUUAUAAAGAAGGAAAAAAAAAGAUGAUUCGCCUGUUGGCGAACUUAAACAUUAAGCAGCAAGCGUGCUUUUUGGGUGCCCGAAACAACAAGCAUUGUCACUAUAUUAUGGAAAAGUACCGAAGAACAUACAAUCACGUACAGAAUGAAUAUGUGAAAUUGGUUCGCACCCCGGGUCAAUAUGCUAAAGAUCAAGCCGUUGUGAUAAAUGCCCAAGGAGAUAAGGGCGCUGACGAAAAUAAAGACAGCCCUGCAAGUUUUAGGAAUUCUGUGGAGGCUGAAAUCAAGAGACAUCUGAAGAAAGCUAUUCAAUCCGAAACUGGUAGAUUCCUUGUUAAAACAGUGCUGCCAAAGACGUCAGACAGGAUUUCCAAUGAUGAAGCUGAAACGUCCACAACAACAGCCCAGAAUGUACAGACAUUACAUCAGAUGUGUGAGAUGUUUUACCGUGAGGUCGAUCAAUGUAAUGAGCAAUUUGUGCGUCUUGAAUCUUUCCAGGUGUCCCUUUUUGACAAUACCAAUGCGGCGUUCAAUCAGGGAAAAGCCAAAAUGACCAAACUUCUGGCCAAGUUGAACUCUGUGCAAAAAAUGACACUUUUGGGUGCUCGCAACGACGAGAGCCGCCGGAUUUUUCGCAGUAUUCAGCACGAUUUCGAAAAAACCGUUGAGGGAUCCAAGAUCAAAACUAGAGAGAACAAGGAAAAUGCGGAAGAAAACACUAAAGAUGACCAUAAUAUUAAUAAGAAGAAGGACAAUAUGAAAGAUGCUGGUGAAAAUAAAGUUAAAGGUCAAGAAGAUGAAGAAUUACUGCGUGCAAGCGAUGAAUGGAAAAUCAAUUCUACUGUUGUUAAUCCUUGUAGCUUAGUUCAAGAAGAGCUUCAUCCAAUUCUUCCUAACAAGAUAAAAGCUCUUGGUUUUGAUCGGCUAAUGUCAAAUUUGAUUUGUGCUCCGCCAAUUUUGAAGCAGUUCUUUUGCGACUAUAUAGAUAUCCAUCGCACUGCUUAUGGUCGUAACUUGCGAAUGCCAGCAGAAAACAUCAUUAACGCCAUUGCACAAACAUCGAUUUCAGGAUACACCGGACUAUCGAUUUCAUGUUAUACAGGUGAAACUGUAAUUUCGUAUGCGAAAUUGCAGGAUACUGGAAUGUGGUGCUCGCCUUGGUAUAUCAAGAACGGAGCAUAA